Messenger RNA from Sebastes umbrosus (honeycomb rockfish), 1031 nucleotides. It is a transcript of the gene crabp1a, whose product is annotated as cellular retinoic acid binding protein 1a. Gene Ontology annotation, molecular function: fatty acid binding. The transcript is spliced from 4 exons. NCBI's taxonomy places the organism in Eukaryota, Metazoa, Chordata, Actinopteri, Perciformes, Sebastidae. Gene Ontology annotation, cellular component: cytosol; nucleus. Gene Ontology annotation, biological process: fatty acid transport. The record is from RefSeq and is a predicted model, not a curated record. The coding region runs from base 275 to 688 and encodes 137 amino acids.
CUCAAGACUUAGAUUGCAGCCGGCACACUGAGCACACAGACGGAGAGCAAGAGAGAGUGUGUGUGAAGAAAAACCAAGUAAAUAGAAAACACACUUUAGGGUGUUAACAGUGUGAGCAGAGAGGCCGAGCCCAGAGCAGAGGAGACAGGAGCACAGGGAAGAAGGAGGAGGAGGGUGAGAAAGAGUCAAAGACAGACAGAAGGAAGAGGGAAAGCAUCAGAGCGUGGAACAGGUUCUUUUCUGCAGUGCUCGGACUCAGCCUCACUCAGCAGACAUGCCUAACUUUGCCGGCACCUGGAAGAUGAAGAGGAGUGAGAAUUUUGAUGACCUUCUCAAAGCCCUGGGAGUGAACACCAUGCUGAGGAAGGUGGCCGUGGCGGCGGCCUCGAACCCCCACGUGGAGAUCCGUCAGGACGGCGAGAAGUUCUACAUCAAAACAUCCACCACUGUGCGCACCACCGAGAUCAACUUCCAGGUCGGUGAAGAGUAUGACGAGGAGACUGUGGACGGACGGAAGUGCAAGAGCCUCGCCACCUGGGAGUCGGAGAACAAGAUGUACUGCAAGCAGACUCUGAUAGAUGGUGACGGCCCCAAAACCUACUGGACCCGAGAGCUGAACGGAGAUGAGCUCAUACUGACUUUUGGGGCAGACGACGUAGUGUGCACACGGAUUUACGUCCGGGAAUGAGGCUCUGCAACCUUCAUCAGGACAAGACAGAAACCCAGUUGGACCACGACAACACCUCGUUUAAACCCAACAACACUCUGUCAUGCUAACACGCUAUAGCGCAGUAUCCCGUGUAAUCUCUCAGCAUCAGUCUGCAUAGUCUCCAUAAACAAUAGCAAUGUCUCUGUAAUCUGGUUCUUCGUAGUGAGUGUUGUGUGUCUGCAGUCUACAGUAGCUGGAUAUCUCAAGUGUCCAUAUCUGCAACCCUGGUGUCAGCUGUGUACGUAGGAUUUAGUCAUCAGUUGCACUGAUUAAGUAUUCAUGUUCAAUGACAGGAAACAAUAAAAAGAUGGAACAAACAGCA